Messenger RNA from Opisthorchis viverrini, 2019 nucleotides. RefSeq lists its product as hypothetical. Gene Ontology annotation, biological process: proton transmembrane transport; sodium ion transport; regulation of pH. The coding region runs from base 1 to 2019 and encodes 672 amino acids. The record is from RefSeq and is a predicted model, not a curated record. The transcript is spliced from 2 exons. Gene Ontology annotation, molecular function: sodium:proton antiporter activity. Lineage: Eukaryota; Metazoa; Platyhelminthes; Trematoda; Opisthorchiida; Opisthorchiidae. Gene Ontology annotation, cellular component: membrane.
AUGGUUAGCCACUUGUGGCUACAAUUCAUCCUGCUACUCUAUGCUGGAUCAGUAGAGGCUUCAUCAUCAGGCACAUCAUCGAUUGUGGCAGCAAAAUGGGAGUUUCACGAAUUCCGUGUUCACAUCACUGUGGUACUCUUUCUCCUGGUUAUGAUUUUGAUCAAAAUAGGUUUUCAUCGUAUUCCCUAUGUGGCUCACUAUGUCCCGGAAUCGUUGGUACUCAUCCUGCUGGGAAUCGUCUUUGGUGCGAUCGUCCGGUAUGGGAUCAGAUCGGGCACUUUUGAAGGCGCCGAAUGGCGAUUGACUCCCGAAUUAUUUUUCAUCUAUCUUCUUCCACCCAUCGUACUCGAAGCUUCCUACUCUCUGUACAAUCGAACAUUUGGAGAAUAUCUCGGUGUCGUACUCAUAUUCGCCGUGUUAGGCACAAUUAUGAAUUUUCUACUAAUCGGUUUUGCAAUGUAUGGGCUACUGAUGAGCGGUGCACUGGGCAGUGACAAAGAACGAUUCGAUUUGAAGGGAAUGCUUCUGUUCAGUUCACUUGUCGUAGCAGUGGAUCCGGUUGCUGUGUUGGCUAUCUUUCAAGAUAUUGGAGUGGAACUCAGUCUUUAUUACAUUGUAUUCGCUUGGUGGACUGCCAUCACGCGAAUAAAAAGCCAUCUGAACGCAUUUACUCUCAUUCUGCUGGCUUACUUCUCCUACAUCAUGGGUGACUGUGUCGGCUGGUCUGGGAUUAUUUCAAUAAUCGGAUGUGGUCUAGUUCAGGCCGCCUACGCAUUCCACAACUUGGACAGUAAAUCUGUCACUUUGGUGCACAAACUGACAAAGCUGGUCGCGGAAGUUAGUGAAUCGGUGAUUUUCCUGUUUCUCGGCGUCGAGGUGUUGAGUGAUAACCUCGAAUGGCAUGCCGGCUUUAUGCUGUGGAGUCUUGUGCUUUGUCUGGUUGCACGUGCUAUUGUUGUCUUCUCGAUUACCGCAAUAGUAAACGCGGUGAAUGUCGACAACACAAACAUUUCCAUCACAAAACAGUUAGUUUUAGUCUAUGGGGGAUUACGUGGAGCAGUUGCUUUUUCUCUGGCUGUUCUGGUCACUCCGGAACACCUGGGUGAUCAUGGAGCGUACAGUCGACGUGUGAUGAUCACUGCAACACUGUUCAUCAUCCUGUUCACCGUUGGGUUCAUGGGUAUGACCUUGAAGCCUCUGGUAAAGCUGUUAAAAAUUCGAAUGCAAGCCAAGCGGCAACUAAGCUUGUUCAGUGUGCUAAAUGGCAGUGUAAUUGAUGAAACCCUGGCUGGAAUUGAAAUCAUAACCGAUUCAAAAGGUCGCAAUGUGGUUCGUGACCUUUUCAAGCGGCUUGACGAAAAGUACAUUCGCCGACUUCUUCAGCGUGAACCAGAGACUUAUGAUCACAAAAUUAUGCGUGUCUACGAGAGAAUAGCGUUACGAUUGCAUUUCGCUUCAAUGCAACCGGAAAAAAUGGAAGUUUUUCUUGAAGAGAUUCCACCAACGUUACGAAACAAAUAUAUGCAUGCCUUCCAAUCCUCCGUGUCCUUAUCUGGACUUGUUCCACAGUUUUCAUGGUCUGAACACCAAAGUUCACGUUCACGUGAUACGUCCUCCAUGGCGAACGGUAGGUGCAAUACGACUAACCAAUUACAUGGCGAGGAGAUCCGUCGGGUAUCCCGCAGUGUGCAAUCUUUGAAUGAUUUGACGAACGAGUUUGUGGACAACAUGCGCUCAACAAGAAAGGUGACUAUCGUUUCACACGAGAAGCGUCAAGUCACAUUUGAUGAAAGUUUAAAAGAUAUAGUAGAAUCACGUAAGCGCUCGUUUGUGAAGCGCUUCACUGUAAACCUCCAAGCUGUGGAAUCUCCUGGCCAACAGAACAAGAGCUGUGUGGAAAAAGUAGACGAAGUGGGUCCAGUGGAUCUUGAACAAACAUCCGUGGUGUCCACCUCAGACAAUCAGGCAGUUUCUCUGUGGACCGACAAUGCAAGUGAGGAUUCAGACAUUACUGACUAA